AAGUAAGGGACACUUUCAAAGUUUCACAGUCCAGAGCUAAGUUUACCACCACCGGAGACACACUACCACGACUGACCGGGAGUCACUGCCAGUUUCUCCACUAAAGAGUUGACAACAUUUCUCAUUAGUUUGCUUUUUCUGAUAUUUUCCUGAAGGCUUUUUGGGAAAAGGACAAUCUUUCACCAUGCAGUCCUGUGCCAGGUGUGGGUUUGUGGUCUACCCAGCCGAGAAGAUCAACUGCAUUGACCAGAACUGGCAUAAAGCGUGUUUUCACUGUGACGUCUGUAAGAUGGUGCUCACUGCCAAAAACUUUGUCAGCCACAAGAAGAGGCCAUACUGCUCUGUACACAAUCCCAGGAACAACACGUUCACAAGCGUCUAUGAGACCCCUGUCAACAUCAAUGCAAAGAAGCAAAGCAAGGCGAGCAGCGAGCUGAAGUAUCGUGAAGAUGGUGAGCGCUUUAUGUCCACCUUCCACCAAGACAUGAAGUCCAUGGAGCUGGAGAAGGCUCGCCUAGCCAGUCAGAUGACAAGCCAGCAGGCCUUCCAGUCUGAGUCUGAGUUCUCCCAGCAGCAGAUGUGGUACUCAGGCCAGGUGACCAACCAGGAGAUAGUAACAAUGUCUCAGGCCCAACAGUCCAGUAGUGAUGUGAAGUACACAGAGGAAUAUGAGGAGUCCAAAGGGAAAGGCAGCUUCCCUGCCAUGAUAACACCUGGUUACCAGGCUGCUAAGACAGCCAAUACUCUGGCCAGUAGCCUGGAAUAUAAAAAAGGACACGAGGAGAGAGUUUCAAAGUACACCACUUUUGUUGACCCCCCAGAGGUGUUACUGGCCAAAACACAAGGACAAAUUGUUAGCGAUUAUGCCUACACAGAAGAGUAUGAGCAGAAGAGAGGUAAAGGUAGCUUUCCUGCACAUCUUACACCUGGAUACUUGAUUUCAAAGAAGGCCAGUGAGCAGGCCAGUGAUAUCAAAUACCGUCAGGCGUAUGAACAGGAGAUGAAGGGUAAAGCCAGCUCUGAGGUGGCCAUGGCUGAAGCAGUCCACGCCAGGGAAAAUGCAGGGAAUUUCAGCCAGAUUGCCUAUACUGAGCAGUAUGAGCAGCAGCGAGGGAAAGGAAGUUUCCCCGCCAUGAUCACUCCUGGGUAUCACCUUGCAAAGAAGGCUCAAGAAAAUGCCAGCAAUCUAAAAUACAAGAAGGACUUGGACAAGAUGAAGGGCACCUCGCACUUCCACAGCCUGACGUCCGAAGAUAAUUUGGCUCUGAAGAACGCACGAAAGAUCAACAAGUUUGUCAGCGAG
This is a messenger RNA of Notothenia coriiceps (black rockcod), 1303 nucleotides long. Its product is annotated as nebulin-related-anchoring protein-like. NCBI's taxonomy places the organism in Eukaryota, Metazoa, Chordata, Actinopteri, Perciformes, Nototheniidae. The annotation marks the transcript as partial. Gene Ontology annotation, cellular component: Z disc. The transcript has 11 exons. The record is from RefSeq and is a predicted model, not a curated record. Gene Ontology annotation, molecular function: actin filament binding. Gene Ontology annotation, biological process: cardiac muscle thin filament assembly.